GUAAUAAAUUCGGUCAUUUGUGAUCCUGGUGAUGGGGAAAUUAUACUGCUGUGCCACGAACUGUCACAAUUAUAGUGGCAAAAAUAUUAAGGAUAGAAAAGUGACAUUACAUCGAUUCCCAGUUAAUAAAAAACAUAAAAUGAUAUGGAAAAACCGUGUCAGCCGCAAGAAUUGGAAGCCAACAAGUUGCUCUAGACUAUGUUCCGAGCAUUUCAUCUCGCUGUCUGGUCCGACGAAGGAGCAUCCAUUACCAUCUAUUUUUCAUCACAAAACAUUUAAGACUACAAACUUUGACCAAACAACGGAGGUUUUAAAAGAAAUAAAUGACAAUCAACAAGAAAAUACAGUGAGAUCAGAUUCAGAGACCUCAGAGUCCGAUUCUGCUGAAAACCCUAGUUUUACAGUUGAUGCAAACAAAUCUGUAUUGGACACAUCCGUAUUAAUGCACGAUUACUGUGGAUUGAUAGAAACAUCAACCUUAUCUCAUCAGAAAAAUCAACUGACACAAACUGAUGUUCAACAGAAUGACAGUGUUUGUAUUCAGACAAUUGAAAGUUACCUUGAUACAUGUGGGAGUAAUAUGGUCUCUUCAAAAAAAUUAUGUGACAAAAGUACUGGUACAACCUUACCGUUUUUAACAGUUGAAGACUUGAAACAGGAUAUUUCAUUUUAUACUGGUCUGCCAAACAAGGAGACUUUUUAUUUAUUAUUCCAACAUCUGUCAGACUUUCAUAAAUGUACAGUUCCUGAUACUGGAGGAAGACCCAAAAAAAUGAGAGAUAUUGAUGAGUUUUUAAUGGUAUUAAUGCGUUUAAGGUUAGGACUCUUAAUUCAAGAUUAA
Saccostrea cuccullata (small rock oyster) is the source of this 841-nucleotide messenger RNA. RefSeq names its product THAP domain-containing protein 5-like. NCBI's taxonomy places the organism in Eukaryota, Metazoa, Mollusca, Bivalvia, Ostreida, Ostreidae. The record is from RefSeq and is a predicted model, not a curated record. The coding region runs from base 32 to 841 and encodes 269 amino acids. The transcript is spliced from 2 exons.